AUGAGCUAUUCACAUAAUACCAUGGGCUCAGGUAGUAGAACUGCUAGAAGAAAAUUCGAAUUCGGAAGGAUACAUGUGGUACGACCGAAAGGGAAGCACCAUUCUACCAUAAUAUGGCUUCAUGGCCUCGGCGACAAUGGCUCAACGUAUUGCUCGCUCUUUUCCCUUUUUUUGAAUUCCUGGUCUGAGCUCUUGGAAAGUCUUCCUCUCCCAAAUGUUAAAAUGGUUUGCCCAACUGCUCCUACUCGUCCUGUGGCUCUACUUGGGGGAUUUCCUUACUCUGCAUGGUUUGAUGUUGGUGAGCUGUCGGCAGAUGGUCCGGAUGAUUGGGAGGGUUUAGAUGCCUCGGCAGCUUGUGUUGCAAACUUGUUGUCAACAGAGCCAUCUGAUGUUAAGGUCGGAAUCAGAGGCUUUAACAUGGGUGCUGCAAUGGCCUUUUACUCCGCAACUGCUUUUGCUCUGGGAAGGUAUGGAAAUGGUAGCCCAUACAAUAUAUUGUAUGAAAAAAAAUAUUGUACCUUUAAUAAAGCCUUAAGUUUUGUGAAAAAAAUAUAUUGUACUUGCUCAUCAAAGGUGUUACCUUGCAGGUGCGUAAGGAACAAAAUCGAAGUAUCACAUGAAGCUGCAAGGCACACCGCGUCAUUGCCGAUUAUGCUUUGCCAUGGAACUUGUGAUGAUGUUGUCCCCUACAAAUAUGGAGAAAUUUCUGCCCAUUCCUUGAGUGUAGCCGGAUUCUGGAACCUCAGUUUUAAAAAUUAUGAAGGGAUUGGUCAUCACACAGUCCCUAAAGAGAUGAAUGAGGUCUGCAAUUGGCUUACAGCAAGGCUGGGGCUCGAGGGAUCUCGCUAAAUAUAGCAAAGACUUGGUUUUUAUGUUGAACUAGCUAAGGAAG
Messenger RNA from Hibiscus syriacus, 892 nucleotides. RefSeq names its product acyl-protein thioesterase 1 homolog 1-like. Lineage: Eukaryota; Viridiplantae; Streptophyta; Magnoliopsida; Malvales; Malvaceae. The record is from RefSeq and is a predicted model, not a curated record. The transcript is spliced from 8 exons. Bases 1 to 849 code for a protein of 282 amino acids. Gene Ontology annotation, molecular function: hydrolase activity.